Messenger RNA from Bicyclus anynana (squinting bush brown), 2033 nucleotides. RefSeq names its product pickpocket protein 28. The record is from RefSeq and is a predicted model, not a curated record. Gene Ontology annotation, molecular function: ligand-gated sodium channel activity. NCBI's taxonomy places the organism in Eukaryota, Metazoa, Arthropoda, Insecta, Lepidoptera, Nymphalidae. Gene Ontology annotation, biological process: sodium ion transmembrane transport. Gene Ontology annotation, cellular component: membrane. Bases 140 to 1894 code for a protein of 584 amino acids. The transcript has 14 exons.
GUGUAAUUCUUCGUAGCAAUUUCAAUUUCGUAAUUGGCAUACGGAUAUCCCAUGGGAUGCAGUUAUGGGUAUUUUUUUACUGCCUAAAGCCCGAAUAUUAUUAUUCUUCUAUGUGCAAGCAUAGCAGUCACUCGUCAGCAUGAGGCGACACUCUAGAUCUGAAAGCCAUGCAAACGUUCCCGUUGAUCUCGAAAAUGAUAAAGACCAACAUGUAGCUACUGAAAAUGUGAAAAUCAAAAGAGGGAAAAUAAGUCUAAUAAAAAAAUACUUGGUAGAUUACACUGCCAAUUCUAAUCUCCAUGGUCUUAAGUAUAUUGGAGAAAAGGAACGAACAUCUGUUGAAAAAAUAUUUUGGCUCUUUAUGUUCACAUGCUGUGUGGUACUCUGCGCUGGCUUGAUUCGCAAAGUUUGGAUAAAAUGGAACGAGACUCCAGUUAUUGUCAGUUUCGCUGAAAAUUCUACUCCAGUUUGGCAGAUUCCGUAUCCCGCUGUGACAGUGUGUUUUGAAACGAAAGCACAAAAAACUAAAUUCAGCUUUACAGAAUAUUACCAUCUUUACAAUAAUGAAAGCACCUACCAAAAUUUGACAGAAGAAGAACGAAUUUUAUUUGAAGACGUUUCUCUAGUUUGCGAUGAUCAUCUUGCCCCUGCGAACGGAAGAAAAAUCUCUCUUGGGAACGUGACAGUUGAAAACUUGAAAGAGCUUUCACCAAAUAUAAGCGAAUUUUUUUUCGGAUGCAAGUGGAAGGACAUUCCGAAAGAUAAUUGUUCUGAUCUGUUCCUACCUAUCAUAACUGAGGAAGGACUUUGCUAUACCUUCAACACAAUGGGCGCUGAGGAACUAUUCCGAGUGGAGAAUCUCAAUACAGAUUACAAUUAUUUGGAGUACUCAAAUCGUACAGAGGAUCAAACUUGGAGCUUGGAGACGGGGUAUUUGCCCAAUACACCACUAGAAACUUACCCGCACAGAGGAUCUGGUUAUGGUGCUAAAGCUGGAUUGACAUUUUUAUUAAAGGCUAAAACUAAUGAACUGGAUUACCUGUGUAAAGGACCCGUACAAGGAUUUAAGAUAUUACUGCAUAACCCAGCGGAACUGCCGAGACUGUCACAGCAAUACUUCAGGUCUCCCCUGUCGCAGGAGGUUGUGGUCGCCGUCAAACCGAAAAUGAUGACCACAUCCGAGGGACUGAAACCCUACGACCCUACCAGGCGACAGUGCUAUUUCCCCAGCGAGCGUUACCUGCGAUACUUCAAAGUGUACACGCAAGCCAAUUGCGAAAUGGAAUGCCUAACAAACUUUACGUACGCACGAUGCGAAUGUGUCCAUUUCGGCAUGCCUCAUGGGCCCAACAUGGCAGUAUGCAACGCAGGGAGCGUGGCGUGCAUAAAGAAAGCACAAAUGGAACUAGUCACAGCAGACAUUGAAAAUAGAAUAACCAAUGAAGUACAUAACGACACUCUCGAUGAAGCUCGCCGUGUUGCAGCCGAAUGCAGAUGUUUGCCAGCUUGCACCUCCAUAGAAUACGAGGCCGAAACCUCGCAGGCCGAUUAUGACUGGAAGGCAAUUUAUGGAGCUUACAACUUGCCGAUCCCCGAAGAAGAUAACGAUGUACUCUACGCACGUGUGAUGAUUUUCUUUAAAGAAGCGCAGUUUAUAACAUCGCGGCGUUCAGAACUCUAUGGACAAACAGAUUUUCUUGCCAACUGCGGAGGUUUACUCGGCCUUUUCAUGGGAUUCUCUAUACUCAGCUUAGCAGAAAUAAUAUAUUUCCUUUCUUUGAGACUUUUCUGUUUGCUCUGGCAACGACGUCAAAAUAAAAAACGGAACCUUGAAAAAUCAAAUAAGUAUGGAAAUCAAGGCCCAGACAAAAUAAAACAACUGUACAGCGAUUAAGGUUUUAUUACGAGUACCGCAGCUACUUGCAAAAAGCUAAUUUCUUGCGUCACAUAAUCAUGAAAAAAAAGGAACUGCAUUUUAACCAUUAAAAGUAUUUACGUUACCUAAAUGCACAGAGUACUUAUUAAGAAUUAUA